UGCGCGGCGAGAGCCGGGGAGGCCGCGAGGAUGUUGUGGGCGCGGAGGGCGCCCUCGUUAGCCAGGCGCGGGGCCCCGGUGGGGGCCACGUGGGGCUGGGCGCGCUCGGCAGCCUCCGGGGCCAACAGCGGGAAGCCGAGCCCGGAGAGCCGCGCGGACUCCAAGUACCGGGAGACGGUGUUGCUGCCCCGCAGCGGCUUCCCCGCCCAGCUGCCGGGCAGGCUGCAGCCCGAGGCCGAGGUGGAGAUACAGCAGAAAUGUGGUUUUUCAGAACUAUAUUCAUGGCAAAGACAAAGGAACACAAAGAAUGAAUUUUGUCUUCAUGAUGGGCCACCGUAUGCCAAUGGAGACCCUCAUGUUGGUCACGCGUUAAAUAAGAUUUUGAAAGACAUCACUAAUCGGUUCCAUAUGAUGAGAGGUUAUAAAGUGCACUAUGUACCAGGCUGGGAUUGUCAUGGGUUGCCCAUUGAAUUGAAAGCAUUGUCGGAACUCAAAGAAACUCAAAAUCUUUCACCGAUGGAGAUUAGACAGAGAG
Molecule: messenger RNA, 535 nt
Organism: Terrapene triunguis (Three-toed box turtle)
Lineage: Eukaryota; Metazoa; Chordata; Testudines; Emydidae
Product: isoleucine--tRNA ligase, mitochondrial-like
Exons: 3
Biological process (GO): isoleucyl-tRNA aminoacylation
Cellular component (GO): cytosol
Molecular function (GO): ATP binding; isoleucine-tRNA ligase activity
Source: RefSeq, a predicted model, not a curated record